Pongo pygmaeus (Bornean orangutan) is the source of this 7349-nucleotide messenger RNA. It is a transcript of the gene FBXW11, whose product is annotated as F-box and WD repeat domain containing 11. The record is from RefSeq and is a predicted model, not a curated record. Gene Ontology annotation, molecular function: protein dimerization activity. The transcript is spliced from 14 exons. NCBI's taxonomy places the organism in Eukaryota, Metazoa, Chordata, Mammalia, Primates, Hominidae. The coding region runs from base 3083 to 4774 and encodes 563 amino acids.
CAUGGUGCAGCCACAGAGAUGGUAGCCCCUCUCCAUGCUCCCAGGUAUAUGAUUUUAAUAAAAGGACAGAAACCUUGAUUUAUCCCCACUGCAGUUCCAAUGCCAGGGGAUGCAAACUCAAAUAUCUAUGCAGGUUAGGGAUACAACUUAAAUGAGUGAAGCAUGCAGAUACAAGACAAAAAGGAGUGAUGGCAACUGUGAAAAACCAUAGAAUAUAUGCUUAAAUAAAGGUAGUUGCUAUUUAACCCAUGCAUAUUGUUGCCAUGUAGAUCUAAUUGUCAGAUAUUCUAAUUUUUCAAGACAAGCUGGAAAUUCAGAUUUUUAAAACCUGAAUAUCAAAUUUUUAAAACAGUAAAAAAGACGGUAUAGGACAAACAUAUGUAUGUGGGGCGGGGGUCACAUCCAGCUUGUGACUCCUACCCCAUGCCUGCUUUUAUACCCCUGUACAAUCCCUUCCCCCACUGACUGUGGGUUUGGCCAUACUACUAGUUUUGGCCAACGGGGCAUUACCAAGUGUGGUGCAACCAGAGGUUUGAUAAGCAUUUGUUCACUGGGGCUUGUCCUUUCUCAAGUCACUAUGCAGACGUUUGAAUGAUAAAAAGCCACAGGGAGGAGAGGCCCUAGAAGAUGAAAAGUCAUUUUGAAUGAGUUCCCAGCUGACUGCAGCUUAUAUCAUGUGGGCCCCGGCUGAGCCCGGGUCAGCCCACACAAUUGUAAAUCAUAAUAAACCAUUGUUAUUCUAAGCUACUAAGUCUUGGGCGGUUUGUUGUGUUGCAACAGGUAACUGAAAUAGAGGUCAUAUCUAAUCCCUUUGUUUUACUAAUGAAUGUCCUAAGGGCCAUAGUGGAAGGGACCUGGUGAAAUUCAGAUAGCAUGACAGUGACAAGAACUUUCCAAUUCUGUGCUCUUCCUAUUGCUUUUCUUUCAAUUCCCUUGGUGAAAAGCACCAGGUAAGGACUAUGAAACUUCAAAGUCUACCUGCAGGGAACUUAUACUGUGUCCUGAAUGCAUGCAAAUUACUGUAACUUGGUCCUUGGUCAUGGAAAGAUUUCUAGGUCAUCCAGCCUCUUUGACUUUAUAGGUGCAGAGAAUGCAAAAACACUUUGAGAAAGUGAAAAGCAGCCUCUGAUAUCUGGAAGCUGGCCUGGUACAACCAGCCAUGCCAUGAUGUUACUAGACCAUAGCCUGGCCCUUAUAGCUAGGCUUUGUGUUUUCCUGUAGAACAAAAACAAUUCCAAAGAACAUCAACAUCGGACGACGUCAUUCUGUGACCAUGAUAGAUCCAGACAAAUACAAGACCACUCUAUAAUCAGGUCUAAACGCAGAUAAAAAGAUAAACCUGACGAUUGUCCAAACCACAAUAAAUGACUCAACAUCCCCACUUGGCUAAUAUGAGAGAGCUGCUGCUGCAUUUUUUUUUUUUUUCGUUUUUGAGACAAGGUCUGGCUCUAUCACUCAGGGUACAGUGGAGUAGUGCGAUCUCCAUUCACUGAAACCUACACUUCCUGGGCUCAAGCGAUCCUCCCACCUCUGCCUCCCAAGUAACUGAGAUGACAGGCGCGCACCACCAGGCCCGGUUCAUUUUUGUAUUUUUUGUAGAGACGAGUUUCGCCAUGUUGCCCAGGCUGGUCUGGAACUCCUGCGCUCAAGCAAUUCGCCUGCCUUGGCUUACCAAAGUGCUGGGAUUACAGGCGUCACUCACCGCGCCCGGCGAGGCUGCAGUUUCUUUAUCUGCACAGCUUUAGCCUCAAUCUAGAAUUCCCUUCCUCUAGAUAAGAUGAACUGAGAUGCUCAAUCAUGGAACGACCCUCUCUUCCUGACAGUAUCUAAUCCAGUGAAGCUCUCACUUCCUUAAACCCUCUCCCAAAUCACUAACAACUCUUACCGAGAGGCCCCAUCGUUCCUCAAUGUGUGUUCUCAGUCACUGCAACUAGUAAUAAACCCAGCUUGUUCAACGAUCCGUGUCUUCCUGGUGGGAUUUAGUUAGAGGGCACGGACAGACCUAAGUUACACAGAGUUGGUGGCUGAGUUCACUAGAAGGAGUCUCCGCUUGUGUGUUCCUUCUUAGCCACUCUUUUGGUUAAUGUCUGUCGUCCCGCUACCAGAAUUAAGCUCCAUGAGAACAGGAGCCUUGUCUGUCAUGUUCAGAGCUGAUUCUCAGUGCCUAGAACGGUACGCAGCAGAAGCUGGAUGCUUAAAAAAUAACCAUUUUCUGAACGAAUGAAUGAGGGGCUCGAUAUACGCACGUUCCCUUUAAUCUCGCAGCUCCUCGCAGAUCGUGUGACAUACAGACAGCACCACAGCACAUUUCCCCAAACCCCCUCUUUCCCGAAGAAAUCUCGAAACUCUCACUCCUGGGAUGCCCAUCCUCUCAGAGCCUCUUCCCCGGGCCGAGCUUCUCUCACUCGCUGGCCCCUUCCCACACCUGAGCCCCAGGCCUAUACACCUUCCUAACGCCCCUAGAACCCACCUGUCUCCACCAUCUGCCCCUACCAUCAGACACUGCCGGACCGACAGCGCAGCUACCUAGGCGUCUAGCGGGCACUGCGGCAUGGACCGCGCAUGUGCGGAAAUGGGUCGCAUACGCAGGACCUCCGACAAGUGAGGAGUUGCCUCGGAGUUUCCGUCCCGGUCUGGGCAGCGUUGGGCUGCCAGGAAGUCAAGAGAAGCUAGCCGGAAGGAGAAUCCGGGCGCACGGCUUUCUGGGACACGUAGUCGUGGCGCUCUCGAAGCCCUACCAUGAGCAAGCUCUUAACUCUACAGGUCUGCACGUCCUACGUCCACAGUCCAGUGCUACUCUCAGCUCGGAGUUCAGCUUCGGGCUGCCAAGAGCCAGCAACCUGGUGUCAGAGGCUCGGUCCCACAACGCUCUGCGGGCCGCGGCGCCUGCUGGGAGGUGUAGUCCCUGAUCUGCGUACUGCGUUCGCCGAGGGGGAGGGCGGAGCUGCCGGCGGCCCGGGCGGGCUGGCAGCUAGAGUGGGUGCGAUAGCCGCCUCCGCCUCUGCCGCCUCCGCCGUCGCCUCCUCCGCCCGGGCCGUUCGCUGCUGCGCGGGGAGAGCGAGGCGGGGCCGCCGGGGCCGCCAUGGAGCCCGACUCGGUGAUUGAGGACAAGACCAUCGAGCUCAUGUGUUCUGUGCCAAGGUCUUUGUGGCUAGGCUGCGCCAACCUGGUAGAGAGCAUGUGCGCACUGAGUUGCCUGCAGAGCAUGCCCAGUGUCAGAUGUCUCCAGAACACUUCAGUUAUGGAAGAUCAAAAUGAAGAUGAGUCCCCAAAGAAAAAUACUCUUUGGCAGAUAAGUAAUGGAACAUCAUCUGUGAUCGUCUCCAGAAAGAGGCCAUCAGAAGGAAACUAUCAAAAAGAAAAAGACUUGUGUAUUAAAUAUUUUGACCAGUGGUCUGAAUCAGAUCAAGUGGAAUUUGUGGAACAUCUUAUUUCACGAAUGUGUCAUUAUCAGCAUGGACAUAUUAACUCUUACCUGAAGCCCAUGUUGCAGCGGGACUUUAUUACCGCUUUACCAGAGCAAGGCUUAGAUCACAUAGCAGAAAACAUUCUUUCGUACCUGGAUGCCAGGUCUCUGUGUGCAGCAGAGCUGGUAUGUAAAGAAUGGCAGCGAGUGAUCUCAGAAGGAAUGCUUUGGAAGAAGCUGAUUGAACGAAUGGUACGCACUGAUCCCCUAUGGAAAGGACUUUCAGAAAGAAGAGGGUGGGAUCAGUACCUGUUUAAAAACAGACCCACAGAUGGCCCUCCAAAUUCAUUUUAUAGGUCAUUAUACCCAAAGAUUAUCCAGGAUAUAGAGACUAUAGAAUCUAACUGGCGGUGUGGACGACACAACUUGCAGAGGAUUCAGUGCCGCUCUGAAAAUAGUAAAGGUGUCUACUGUUUACAGUACGACGAUGAAAAAAUUAUCAGUGGCCUACGAGAUAAUUCUAUUAAGAUAUGGGAUAAAACCAGCCUGGAAUGUUUGAAAGUGUUGACAGGACACACAGGCUCUGUCCUCUGUCUGCAGUAUGAUGAGCGUGUCAUUGUAACCGGCUCUUCAGAUUCUACAGUGAGAGUGUGGGAUGUGAACACGGGUGAAGUUCUUAACACAUUGAUCCACCACAAUGAGGCCGUACUGCACUUACGCUUCAGCAAUGGACUGAUGGUGACCUGUUCCAAGGACCGCUCCAUUGCUGUGUGGGACAUGGCUUCUGCGACCGAUAUCACUUUACGCCGUGUCCUGGUUGGUCACCGGGCUGCUGUCAAUGUAGUAGACUUUGAUGACAAGUACAUCGUGUCCGCCUCUGGUGACAGGACCAUCAAAGUCUGGAGCACAAGCACCUGUGAAUUUGUUCGUACUCUCAAUGGGCACAAGCGAGGCAUUGCCUGUCUGCAGUACAGGGAUCGGCUGGUUGUUAGUGGAUCAUCAGAUAAUACCAUUAGGCUCUGGGAUAUUGAAUGUGGUGCCUGUUUAAGAGUCCUAGAGGGACAUGAAGAAUUGGUCCGAUGCAUCCGGUUUGAUAACAAGAGGAUUGUCAGUGGGGCCUAUGAUGGGAAAAUUAAAGUUUGGGACUUGCAAGCUGCUCUUGACCCUCGAGCCCCAGCAAGCACAUUGUGUUUGCGCACAUUGGUGGAACAUUCUGGACGUGUGUUUCGGCUCCAGUUUGAUGAGUUUCAGAUCAUCAGCAGCUCCCAUGAUGACACUAUUUUGAUUUGGGAUUUCUUAAAUGUGCCUCCCAGUGCCCAGAAUGAGACCCGUUCUCCCUCCAGAACAUACACUUACAUCUCUAGAUAACAGUCUGCACUUUCACCCGUUUCAGGGUUUUCUAGUCUUGAACUACUGGCUACGUGGCUACCAAAUGCCUAAGGGAGUUCGUUCACAGCUGAGUUAUGAAGCUGGAAUUGGUUCUAGACGCUGGGUAGAUGCAAAGCAGCCUAACUCUUCAAGUACCGACAUUUCUCACCUCUGAUUCCGGCUCUCCUUUGAGAAGGAGACCUUAGCUUCCCCGGCUUCAAGUAGAACAGAAGCCUGUUUCCUUCCCUCAUCAGUGAAAAAAUCUAAUGUUUCAAAUGUAAAUUGUUCAUAGAAAAGGAACAUAGAAUCUGUUUUACAGAAGUAAAUCGACCGUCAAGAGAAGACUUGGCCUCUAAUUUAUAUUGCUUUGCACUUUGGUUUGAUAUUAAGAAACAGCAUUCUUCUUCAGUGAAAUUUUGGGUGCCAAACACCUACCCAGAAUGUCCAGGGCUUUCAUUUUCAAGAGUUAGCAUUCUCCUUUUGACCGUCCAAGUCAUUAUGAAUUCUGACUUGUUGUAUUAGGAACAUGUUGGACAAUGGAAAAAUUUCUCUGGAUUGUUUUAGUAAUAUUUUUGGGAUUAUACUUCCUUUCUGUACCAAUUUCUUUUAAUUUAAAGAACUAUAAGUCAGUUAUAUUAUCUACCAACAGGUAAUAUAGCUCUUUCUUUUAUUAACUGUUCUCUGUCCCCCAACCAUCUCCUGAUAUUUGGUAGAGUAACACCUUUAUACAUGUGCUUGCCUCCUAAUUUAAAAUACUGUAUUCGCAUGUAGAUAUAAUGUACAUAACAGUUUAACCUCAAAGUUGCUGGAGUCAGGGCCCCCUGUGCUUGAGACACUAAUAGAGAGUGUGUUCGCACUUAGCCAUGGACUGGGCUCAAGAACCUGAUACCAGGGUUGAUGUGGAUUACCUAGAACCCUUCCUGCAGUAUUCAUACAGUGUUUUUAUUUUGUUGUUGUCAUUGCGUGUGUGUGGUUUGUGUGUGUUUUUAAUGAGAAUCUUGUUUUAAAAUGUAAUUUCUAAAGUUUAACACAAAAAUGUUUUAUUUGUUGUGGAGUAUAUAUUAUACAAUAGAGAGGUACCUUAAACAUUUUUGCUCUUAUUCUUUUUCUCAUAAGUACUCCUGAGUACAAGUGGUCGCCUCCCAUAGUAUUCAUUUGGCCUCGCUGUCAAAAAUCAUUGUUCUGUGCAGUCGUGGCCCUGGGAAGGGAAAUAAGAAGGCCCUGUUGACGGGCUGUCCUGGCUCUGGCAUUCAUGCAUCCUGGCCUUGCCAAGCUUCUGCCAGGGCCUGCUGCUGUGUUGGAGCCUGCAGGGCAGGUCAGGCUGGUUCAGAGGCCCAUGCUGAGGGGUGGGUGCUCUUAAGUGGAGUAAAGCCUCAAGCCCAUGAAUGCCACCCCAGUCAUCUCUGGUGUCAGCUGCUGCUGUGGCCCCAGCAGGUUCUCAAAGCUCCCAAGUACUCCUGACUACACAGCCCAAAUGUGUAAAUGGCACUGUUGCCCUGACAGUGCAUGGAAAGGACGUUGGCAUCCAAUUGGCACUCCUUCUCCCUUAUUCAAUAUUAGGUUUGAUUUGCCCUUUGCCAUUGUUUCCAAAGAUCAAGGAAUGUCAAUAACAUUUUAAAGGACCAAUAAACAGCCUCCUAUAAAGUAAACCUCUUCCCGUGGAAGCACACUCUACUACUAAAGGGAAGGCCCCUGGGCUCUGAUUUGUCCUUUGCAUUGAGAACGGUGUGGGGAUCAACGUGUGUGUAUGUGAUUUGUUUAUUGAGUUGGCUUUGCUUUUUUAGUUUUUCUUUUAAAAAUAAAAUCCUUCCUUCCCAUGUUACUAAAUUAAUUUAUGUUUUUGAGAGGUUGAGUCUGAAAGUGUAAACAAUAAACCUCCAUUCAUAAGGUGGAUGUUGUGAGCUUGAUGGUGGUUGUGAAAGUGAUUUAGCUUUGGCCACUUUUCAUCUUACAGCUUCAAUAUCAAACUGGUUAGGAAAGCCCGGGGGAAGGGAGGGGCAGGGGAGGAGGCAAUUCUGAAUGAAUGAAUGGAUUUUUUGUUGUUUUUGCAUGUUUAAUAUAGAAGUUCCCCUUGUUCCUUGGGAGAUCAUGGUCUUUGAAUAUGCACACAACCUUUGAAUUGUGCCUACUAAAUUAUAGCAGGGGACUUUGGCACCCAAGGAGUUCUGACUUUCUGGGAUUAUAAUAGUAAUUCCCAGCCAUACUCUGGACUUUAUUUUGCUAACCAUAAUUGAGCAAAUGUAAAUUACUGCUAUAUUAAUGUUUUAAAGCACUGGGAUAGUCUAAUUCUAACUUGUAAUUAGUUAUGUUUGCCAAUUAUCUGUUUGAAAUAAAUUUGUGUCUGAACAGCUAUUGAAACUGUUAAAUUGUACAGAAAUUAUUCAUGACAGCUUUGUACUGUGGAAUGUGCUUAAUAAAAAACAAAAAAGUUUGACUUUUGUCCAAUAAAUUGCUAAGUAAUGUCAAUAAAUCAAGUAUGGGUAUUAUGCAGUGCACCUAAUCUGGCUUCAUGCGAUUGUUACUUCAGCUACUGAUUCAAAGCCAAUACUCUUAAUAAAGUGUUGCAAUACUCUGA